Coccinella septempunctata (seven-spotted ladybird) is the source of this 3701-nucleotide messenger RNA. Its product is annotated as double-stranded RNA-binding protein Staufen homolog 2-like. The transcript has 7 exons. Lineage: Eukaryota; Metazoa; Arthropoda; Insecta; Coleoptera; Coccinellidae. Bases 240 to 2441 code for a protein of 733 amino acids. The record is from RefSeq and is a predicted model, not a curated record.
UAAAUAUAUUUUAAGCCACCCAAAAUGUGAAUUUUAUUAUUGUAAGCGAGUGAUCUAACAUGGCUACAUGCUAGUAACAAACUUUUCUUUAUUGUUUGCCAACGGUAUUUAAAAGAUUUAGUAGUGGUGUUUGGUAUCUAUAUCGAGCGAUAUUUUCCUGAAUAGAAGUGGCACGAUCUAUUAUUGAACAAGAUCCGAUUUUUUGUAAUCUCGUUAAAUUCUACGCCGGUUGAAGCAAAAUGCUACAAGAACAUCACCAUCUACCACAGAAUGGCAUGCAAAGGAAUGCUAGAAUGAGUAUGCAACAAAUGGGGCCCCCACCAAAUCAGAGAUCACAACCCAUGUUGAUGAGCAUUCAACAGCCUGUACCUGCUCCUCACACUGGUGUUCUUGUAUCAAUGCCGCAAGGACCUACUUUAAUAACUACCACCUCUAUUCCACAACCAACUCAGAAAGCACCUGCUGGAAUUCAACAAGUUUACCAUUACGAAAAUGGAAUCCAGUCGGAAGUUAUUGAGCAACAGCCUCAACAUAAUGAGGCACAACCUCAGAGCUCCCCAAACACUAAUACUUCUUCUGGGCCCGGUACUAAUUUGGCAAACAUAAAAGAAAAAACACCGAUGUGCUUGGUCAAUGAACUGGCCCGUUACAAUAAAAUACAACAUCAGUACCGACUGACAGGUGAACAAGGACCUGCUCAUAAAAAAACUUUCACCGUAACCUUGAAACUUGGAAAUGAGGAGUAUGAGGCAGAAGGGCCAAGUAUCAAAAAAGCGCAACAUUCGGCUGCAGCUCAGGCCUUACUAAAAACAGAAUUCAAACAUCCCCCACCAAAAACAAACAGAAAUAGUCGUGUAGGUUUCAGGACGAGUAAUCAGGAUGUUAUGACACCAACAGUUGAAUUAAACGCUUUAGCGAUGAAGAGAGGUGAACGUCCCGUUUAUAUUAUCGAAAAUGGCACUGCGCCCACUCCAUACCUCCCCCAACCAAAUUAUUAUCCACGCCAUAAUAUGUACACUUCCCCACAAACUCGUUACGGUUUCGAUGGAAGACGACCUGUUCGAGGUCAUUAUCCAUCAUACCAUGAUGGACGUUAUUAUGGUCAGUACCGUGCUGCAAUUGCUGCUGCGGCUAAUCCAGCAGCUGGGGGUAACCAAAGCCAUGAUCCAUAUACAGUGAGAUUGCAUGUUGGUGAAAGAGAAUAUCCAGGGGUUGGUUACUCGGUGCAGGCAGCACGGCAUGAUGCAGCUGCUAAAGCGAUCAAGGAUAUCAAAUCGAUGGGGGCUGAGCCUGCUGAUCACAACAACACUCUUGAAACGAUCACACCUGAAGCUGCUGUACCACCAGACAUAAAUACUGAAUUGAAGUCUCCCAUUUCAUUGGUGCACGAGAUCGCCCUUAAACGAAACUUGAAUGUUACGUUUGAAGUUUUGAGUGAAAAGGGCCCCCCACAUAUGAAAGUUUUCGUAACAAGAUGUCAUGUCGGUACUUUUGUCGCUGAAGGAGAAGGAAAUGGGAAGAAAAUUUCAAAGAAGAGGGCUGCUGAAAAAAUGCUUGAAGAACUGAUGAAAUUACCACCCUUGCCACAAAUGUUCAAUAAUAUCAUGAAAAUGAAACGCAAACGAAUGACUAACAAGAAGAAAACUAGGAAUUUAAUCAAAAUGAAUGUCGAUAAAACAACUGAAACUGUGGAGGAAAUAAAUCCCAUAUCUCGUCUCAUCCAGAUUCAGCAAGCUAACAAAGAACGUGAACCAAUUUACACUGUUUUAGAAGAACGUGGUGCGGCACGGCGAAGGGAAUUUGUUAUUGAAGCUUCUGUCAAUGGCCAUUCUUGUACUGGGGUUGGUCCCAACAAAAAAGUUGCUAAGAGGAAUGCCGCAGAAGCGCUUUUGGUAGCUUUGGGUUAUACUUCUGUUAAUUCAAAGCCACCCAAAGUAGACAAGGAUGAAUCUGAUAAAGCACGCAAAGUAACUUUUAUGGAAGAAAAAUCUGAAGCUUCCCAAGUGCAAGUUGGCGGUAGUGGGGGUCGCCAAUUGGUCCCUGGUUUACUCCUGGUAGGUUCUCAAGGGGAACAGUUCCAGCAGAAAAAAGAUAAUAUUCACAGUACUGAACAAAAAAGAAAUAUACCACCUCCAACUACACAGGGUGUGGUUCGAUCCAAAGAUCAACUGCUGUAUCUUGCCCAGCUGAUGAAUAUUCAGGUUCAAUUUUCUGAUUUUCCAAAAGCCAAUCAUGAAAUGUAUUUGACUCUAGUUUCUUUGAGCACAACCCCUCCUCAAGUUUGUCACGGUGAAGGCCCAACAACUGAGGCUUCACAUGAAAAGGCAGCAUUGGAAGCAUUGAAGGUGCUCUCCGAACUUGGCUUAGAUAUUGUCAAUCCUACCAAAGAUAAUGCUGAAAGCGGUAAAGGGGCCAUAAAUCAAAACACAGUAAAAAAAUAAUUGCUUUCAUCAGUUAAAACUUGUUUUUUCAUUCCACUCCACAUUUUCAUUUCGACUUGAUGAGAUUCUCAAAAUCCAUGUUGCCAUGUGAAGUUUCUUGAAAUCAUACUGAGAAUUAUUAUCACUCUGUGGUUAUUUUAUGUGACUUCAUUUGAAUGAUGUUAUAUGAAAUAUUGUGACAGUAAUUCUAGUUGUUGCUUGUAUUAUUUUUUUAUUAAUAUUUUUUUAUUAGUGCUGCCCAUUCUCGUUUUCGUGGGCUGGAAACGAUUUAGGGAAAACAAGGUAGUUCAGAAUUAGCUAUAAUGCUCAACAUCAUAUUUCAAAUUUAUGAUGUUUUUUUUUUUGGGUGCAGCACAAAAAAACAAACCAUUGUCACUUAAUUUCACAGAGAUUUUACUCCUAAUUCUGCACUUCUGGUCAUUUUGUUACACUUAAAAACACCUGUUGACACAGAAGUGUUGAUUUGCAUGUACUCUUAUGCUUGUAUAAUUUUUUAUGCUGUAUGCCCAUAAAUGUAUAUCAAGUAGUAUUUAUUAUAUUGUCCUAAUUCUGAUCUGCAAAUAUUGUUUUUCAUGUGUUUGUUCGGUAUAUUGAUUUCAUAUGCAAAGGAACCCAAAUACUUCUUUUUAUCGAUUUGAAUAACAAGUUUAUAACAUAAUUAUCAGCAUUUAGAAUAAAUCUUCAAUUUGACUGUAUUCUCCAAUUACAGUUCAGUGAAUUGAACUGAAAAAUAAUUAUUUCUACCAAAAUGAACUUGUGACCUCUUAAUUUAACAUUUUGAAUAUAUAUUUUAGAUUUGGAACCAUAUUUGUAUUUUCACGUAUUGAUAUAUUUUAGCGUUUAUUAUUUUCUUUUCUAAUUUAUUUAUCCAGUUGGUUCACAUUCAUUGAAUUGUUCAAAGUGACCAUCUCAGUCCCAUUCACUAAUCAUUUUAGACUAUUGAAUUGGUGUCCAUCAUAAGAAAUACACUGAAUAUUUGGAAUUUAGAUUUUUGUGCUAUGUAUAUAAAUGGUAGUUUGUCCAUAAUUUAUUUUGGAUAAACUAUAUAUUGAACUUGAAUUUUAUUUAUUUAAUAAUAUAUACCGUGAGGAAAUAUUUCGGUUUAGUCCUGUAGUAAUUAUGAUAAAUUUUGUGAACAACCUGAUUAUUUUGAUGUAUAUAAAGAUAACUGUACUUUACAAAUAUUUCAGAAUUAUAAUCGAUAUUUGAAUGUAUAUCUUUGCGUUUUUCAAAGUUGAAAUCAAUAAACAACCACGAAUA